This is a messenger RNA of Eremomyces bilateralis CBS 781.70, 1509 nucleotides long. RefSeq lists its product as uncharacterized. Lineage: Eukaryota; Fungi; Ascomycota; Dothideomycetes; Eremomycetales; Eremomycetaceae. The record is from RefSeq and is a predicted model, not a curated record. The transcript is spliced from 2 exons. Bases 1 to 1509 code for a protein of 502 amino acids.
AUGUCACCGACUGGUCGUGCACCGACCCUCCGAAAACGACAAUCCCUUCUCAUUACAGACCUACAAUCACAACUUGACCGAGUGGCCGCCGAAAAUCGAAACUUACAAGAUGCCCAACUCCGAGCCGAACACGGCAUUGAGGAGGCUCGAGCGGAAGCUGAAGCUGGGGCCGCCGCCAUUGCGCGGGUGAAAGAGGCGGUAACAGAGAGGGAAAUACAGUUAAGGUCAAAAGAGGAGGAGCUGGUCGAUCUUAGGUCGAUGGUGGAUGAGUUCAAGGAGGAAGUGGAAAGGCUCACAGGAGACAAUGAGGACUUGGCCAUUGCAAACAGAAAUCUUGCGGAGGAUGUCAAUGGUCGCUAUGCGACUCUCCAGGAAGAGACCAGACAGAAGGACAUGGAAAUCAGGAAGAUCAGGUCGGAGCAUGCGGAGCUUACGGCAGGGAUGGCGUUGGUUGUUCGACAACAGAUCGACUCGGCCUUGGAGCAAAAGGACCAACAACUGGCAGAAGUGCAGGCGGAACUGGAUCAAGCAAGGGAACAAGUCAGACAACUUCAACACCAGUUGCUCAACUCGACUCAAACAGAAGACUUCCUCAAGGUCCGAGAUGAUGAUUACUUCGACAUGGCUUGUCAGCAGCUCUGCGACCAUGUCCGAUCAUGGGUGAUGAGGUUCUCGAAGAACUCUGAUACAAGACAAUGCAGGUUAACAUCGGAUCUACGCGACGAACGGCUCGAGACAAGAGUCGACAAUGCCGUUCUCGAUGGAUCCGAUGUCGACAUCUUGCUCGCAGAUCGGGUCAAGAGGCGAGACGUCUUCAUGAGCGUUGUGAUGAGCAUGAUUUGGGAGUUCGUAUUCAUGCGAUACCUCUUCGGGUUGGAUCAGUCGCAACGAAAGAAACUCAAGAGCCUCGAGCAACUGUUGACCGAAGUCGGUCCUCGAAGCGCCGUCGCUCAAUGGCGCGCAAUUACACUCACCCUUCUCGCUCGUCGACCCGCGUUCAUCUCACAACGCGACCAAGACACAUCUGCUGUUGCAGGAGAGGUCUUCUCAACCCUCAGCAAACUCCUCCCGCCACCUUCGGAGAAGUCCAUGCAACUUCAAGACUCUCUUCAAGUCGUGCUGCGACUCGCUGUCGCCCUUGCCAUCGAGAUGCGGACGCAGCGAGCUGAAUACAUCAUGCUACCGCCUCUCCAACCAGAAUACGACACUCACGGCGAUCUGAAAGAGAAGAUCCGAUUCAAUGCUGCGCUCAUGAAUGAGCGGAGUGGAGAAAAUGCUAGCAAUGAUGACCUCGAAGCUAGGGGCGCCGUGGUCAAGAUUGUGCUUUUCCCGCUCGUCGUCAAGAAAGGAGAUGAUAGUGGGGAGGGCGAAGACGAAAUCGUCAUCUGCCCAGCGCAAGUGCUAGUGGCUCGUCCGCCAACCGGGAAGAAGGUUGUCCGUAUGCUCAGUACAGUGAUGGACAUCGAUGCGCCGAGUGUCAGUGCUAUGGGCGAAGGAAGCAUCGCAUAG